AUGGCUGCAACCUCCGGUAACACUGGAUCUAGCGAUCCGGACAUGGUACUGAUUGGCGAACUCAUGGAGGAGAUGACACGACGUCCGCCCGCUAUCUGUGCAAGAAAACUUCUUGUCGAGCACUACAUGUCCAUAGGAUGGCUGGAGGCUGCUGUCGACAAUGCGAAAGAGCUGAAGAACUUGGCGCCAGGGGAUUCCGAUGUCGCAAAAUUCCUCCAGAUACUCGAGAAGAAGCCCGAGCCGCCUGUUCUAGAGAAGAAGCCACUACCACCAGCAUCAAAGAUGCCUGCAUCGCGAAGCAUCGAAAAGCUGGAGUGGGAUCCCAAGUUAGGACGGUACAAGAAGACUGUGGUGCCAAACUCUGUCGAGAGGAAACCGCAGGUUUCUACUGUUGUCGUGGGCGAUGAUCUGGAUGCAGCACAGCAAGAUCUCGUUACCGGCUAUCAAGCAUUGCGAGCGAAGGCAAAUUUCAUACUCGCCGAUCUGGUGCACCUACAAGUUCUGCAAAAGAAAGCAGACCUUCUUCCUUCCAGAAGCACUUCUAAGAUCCAGCAAAUUGCGAAUGGACAGGCGGGCACGUCGGCACAACUGUGCACCCCACGAAAGACAGCUCGUGCUAUGCGCGACAGCCCGCAGAAUGCUACCAGCAUUGCUAUUGCAGACAUGGAGGAAGCGAUGAGAUGGCAUAAGACCCUCCUCAGUCAUGCUUCGAGCGCAAGUACUGAUACAAUCCGGGAUGCCCUUGUGAAACGGAAAGCUGCGCUGGAGAUCGCGUUACCCGACGAACUGAGAAUACAUUGCGAAGUCGCCAUCAUGCAUAUGGAGCACGAGUACCUCGAACGUAACUACGUAAACACUGAGACGAUGUAUGGUGACGAGGUGAAGGACAUCCCGCGAUCAAACUUCUAUGUCACCGAGGACAACUACGCAUGGGAUUUGGAAGAGCUCGUAGCUGCCAUCAAGGCUGGGAGUGGCGUUCUGCGUAAUCCGCUAAGCAAGCAGAUGUUCACACCAAAGGACGUCAAAGGUAUAUACACGCAUCCGUUGGCUAAACCUCUCGCUGCGCUUGCAGUUGAGCAAAAAGAAAUGUCCAAAGGAGUCCGUCCCGAAACCAUCACCCAUAUGGAAAAGCUGUCCAACAUACUACUUGAAGACCAAUCUACCGAUGCCAUGCCGAGCCGCCACGCAGUGGACGAGUUCUUAGCUUACGUCGCAACCUUACCCGAGCUCGAACAAAACGCCAUCCAGGGCCUCAAGUGUCCUGCAAAGGACAGUCAUACUGGUCAAGCCUACGACUCUAGCAUCGGAGAGGCAGUACGCGACGCAAAAGGCAAUCGAGUUUGUUUUCACAAAACAGGCGAUUUCAUCAGACAGGCAGCCGCGCAUCUCCGACAGAGGCGAGGGUAG
Messenger RNA from Ascochyta rabiei, 1407 nucleotides. RefSeq lists its product as uncharacterized. Lineage: Eukaryota; Fungi; Ascomycota; Dothideomycetes; Pleosporales; Didymellaceae. The record is from RefSeq and is a predicted model, not a curated record. The transcript has 2 exons. Bases 1 to 1407 code for a protein of 468 amino acids.